UCGGCCUGGCGUGGCAUGGUCCGGCCCGGCCCGGCCUGGCCGCGCUGCCGCCGCGACCCGGCGAUGCCAUGCUGAGACCCGAGAUCUCCGCAUCCUACCAGGAGAAAUUCCAGCAAUUACGAGUUGAGAGCAUGUUUGGAAAUUGAACCACUGUUUUAACUACACAGCUGAGUGAAGAUGUGGAGCGAGCGUCUGAAAACCCAACAGAUGAGAGAGAAGGAGAGAUGGAAGUGCAUGAAGAUGCCAGCUCUGUUAUUCUACCAGAUAGUGAACUGGGCACCACUGCCCCUUCUUUGCGUUUCAGCAAGACCUGCCUAAAGAAUGUUUUUUCAGUAAUUCUCCUGUUUAUUUAUCUGCUGCUCAUGGCUGUAGCUGUGUUCCUUGUCUACCAAACCAUCAGUGACUUCAGGGAGAAGCUCAAGCAUCCAGUGAUGUCUGUCUCUUACAAGGAAGUGUCCUUGUAUGAUGCACCUGGUAUUGCCUUUUAUCCAGGCAAGGCUCAGCUGCUGAGCUGCAAGCAUCAUUACUAUGAUCACAUUCCACCUCUGAUUAAUCCAGGUCAGCCAGGAGACAUUGACUGCACCACUCGGAGAAUCAACUACACAGAUCCUUUUACUAAUCAAUCUAUGAAGUAUGCUUUGGUUGUUCAAGGCCCUCGUGAUGUGAAGAAAAAGGAACUGGUGUUUUUGCAGUUUCAUUUAAAUGGAACAGACCAGGAUUUUAGUGCCAUUGACUACCUUCUGUUCUCUUCUUUCGAAGAGUUCAUCAACAGUCCAGAAAAAGCAGAAUUCAUGAAGGACUGUGAAAGUUCAUAUUCCAGCUGGAAGUUUUCCGGAGGCUUUCGAACUUGGGUCAAGAUGUCCUUGGUGAAAACAAAAGAAGAAGAUGGCAGUGAGACUGUUGAAUUCAAACAAGAGACCAGCGUGGUGAACUACAUUGACCAGGGAACUAAACCCAGAAGCGAUCAGCUGUUUUUUGUAGUAUUUGAAUGGAAAGAUCCGUUCAUACAGACUGUGCAAGAUAUUGUCACAGCAAACCCCUGGAACAUGAUUGCUCUCCUCUGCGGCAUCUUCCUCGCUCUGUUCAAGGCUGCAGACUUUGCAAAGUUAAGUGUCAAGUGGAUGAUCAAAAUCCGCAAGAGACAUCUGAAGAGGAGCCAUCAAGCGAGGAACCACAUAAACUGAGCCUCCACAGGCUGACCUUGGACUGCUCACAGCAGAGGGGAUAGAGAAUAACUGGAAUAAGCUUCCGUCAGCACUGACAGGCAGAGAACACGGAUGUAUGUUUGCUUCCAGACAAGCCACAGCUGGACGAGCAGCCUUGGACUUCAGAAAGGAGCUUCCCUCUCAGACAUGUCUAACCAACUCACGCUUUUCUUCUCCUUUAACAAGUGUACCUCAGGCUAUGGGGGACCUGGGGUAGAGGAGAGAAUUCAGCCAUGGGGAGAACAUCAACUCUCCAGUGGCUGAGGUUUCAGAAGAGGGGCAGUGUUUGAAUGCUGCUCAGCACCGGUGAGCAUUCAGGUGCUGCAGGAGCUGGGUUCCACAGGUGCUCCCCUCAGUUACUGCUGGGACCAGGAGCAGCGGAAGGUAAAGCACCCAACAGGAGUCUGUCCUCCCCUCCCCAAAGUGUGCAUUGUAACAAAAUACACUGGAAUUCUAUGACACGGUGGUUUGGAUUUUGAGUGACUUUAAUAUUAAACCAUACUUCCAAGA
Pezoporus occidentalis (night parrot) is the source of this 1715-nucleotide messenger RNA. It is a transcript of the gene PACC1, whose product is annotated as proton activated chloride channel 1. Lineage: Eukaryota; Metazoa; Chordata; Aves; Psittaciformes; Psittacidae. Gene Ontology annotation, cellular component: cell surface. The transcript has 8 exons. The record is from RefSeq and is a predicted model, not a curated record. Bases 225 to 1184 code for a protein of 319 amino acids.